This is a messenger RNA of Ipomoea nil (Japanese morning glory), 1334 nucleotides long. Its product is annotated as probable prolyl 4-hydroxylase 4. Bases 137 to 1027 code for a protein of 296 amino acids. Gene Ontology annotation, cellular component: endoplasmic reticulum. NCBI's taxonomy places the organism in Eukaryota, Viridiplantae, Streptophyta, Magnoliopsida, Solanales, Convolvulaceae. Gene Ontology annotation, molecular function: iron ion binding; procollagen-proline 4-dioxygenase activity; L-ascorbic acid binding. The transcript has 7 exons. The record is from RefSeq and is a predicted model, not a curated record. Gene Ontology annotation, biological process: peptidyl-proline hydroxylation to 4-hydroxy-L-proline.
UUGGCACGUCGCAACUGAUACUCAACCGAGCUUCUUUGGUACAUAUCGGCUGAGUUCUUCAAUAUCUGCAAUUUUACUGAAAAAUUUUCAAAAUAUUUAGCUGAAAUUUCCCCAUUUUCGUCCUCUACUUGAGCUGAUGGUUAGGUUUUGGCACUACGCUGUUCUUCUCUCUUUCGUCGUGAUCGCAUCGGUCGCGCGCGAAUCUUCAAGCUCCUUCAUAGUCAAUCCGUCUAAAGUCAAGCAAAUUUCAUGGAAACCGAGAGCUUUUGUGUAUGAAGGUUUCCUUACGGAUGAAGAAUGCAAUCAUAUGAUAUCUCUCGCAAAAUCGGAGCUGAAAAGAUCGUAUGUUGCAGAUAAUGAGUCGGGAAAGAGUAAACUCAGUGAAGUUAGGACUAGCUCUGGAAUGUUCAUUCGUAAAGCUAAGGAUCCAAUUGUUUCUGGGAUAGAGGAGAAGAUUGCCACUUGGACUUUUCUACCAAAAGAUAAUGGAGAAGACAUACAAGUGCUACGCUAUGAGGAAGGGCAGAAGUAUGAAUCACAUCAUGAUUACUUUGUUGAUAAGGUUAAUAUUGCUCGUGGUGGACACCGAAUGGCCACUGUACUCAUGUAUCUAACUGAUGUAGCAAAAGGUGGUGAAACUGUGUUCCCCGAUGCAGAGCAAUCACCUCGUAGGAGAUCAAUGAUUUCUGAUGAUGAUGAUUUGUCUGACUGUGCUAAAAGAGGCGUAGCAGUGAAGCCACGGAAGGGUGAUGCACUUCUUUUCUUCAGUCUCCAUCCAACUGCCAUCCCCGAUCCUAUUAGCCUCCAUGGCGGCUGCCCCGUGCUUGAAGGUGAGAAAUGGUCAGCAACAAAGUGGAUUCAUGUAGAUUCCUUUGACAAAAUUGUGGGAUCUGUGGGAAAUUGCACUGAUUCAAACGAAAACUGUGAGAGAUGGGCUGCUCUUGGAGAAUGCACCAAGAACCCAGAGUAUAUGGUCGGAGCUCCAGACCUCCCAGGCUACUGUAGAAAGUCCUGCAAAAAAUGUUAACAUAAAGCACAUCAUGGAAACUCCAGACUUCCCAUACUAUAGAAAGCCUAGCAAAAAACUGUCAACACCAGGUAUCUUUGCAGGAACUCCAAACCUCCCAGGUUAUUAUACUAAAGUCUUGCAACAAAAUUUUAUUCCUGAAACAGAUGCUUCCACUAAAAAUUCCUCUCAUAAUAUUGUCCACUUCUUUGUUGAGUUAUUACGCUCUGUGCACUGUCAUUCACAUAGUCUCUCUGAUAUUACAUUUGCAUACUUUUAUGUAUCUUAGACUCAUUCAUGGAAUCGAAAACUUGUUUUGCAAUCAGUU